CCGACCAGUAUUGGCUUUAAAUCAAAGUCAUUAGUAUCAGAAAAAGUCGGUUUGUUGCCGCUGAAUAUUUCAGUUAUUUGCCAAGAUGGCGGACGACCCAGACACUGAAAGCAGUUUGAGGCAUGCCAGCUCUAUUAUUGUGAAAACUGCAGAUGGAGAUCGCGAGAUACAGUUGCUGUUUGGGGAUAUUACCAAACUUUCGGUACAAGAGAAAGUAGACGUUAUAAUGGUGUCAGCGUUUCCAGGUGAUUAUAUCCCAUGCCAAAGAUCACUGAUAGGAGCUCUCAAACGCAACCUGGAUAUCAGCGUCAAACACCUGGCCAGAGAUAAAGAGGAAGAUCUGCGAGCUAAUUUCCACUGUUGGUGGUCAAAGUUGCUCCCGUCACACCUGCCAUACAGGAGAUUACUGUGUUUUGAGCGUACCAUGAAAAGUACGGGUCACCCGGCGGCGUUGGUUGGGGACGUCUUUAGAUGUCUGGUGGCCGUGUUUAACAACAAGGAAAGCACUGUGAUAGCUCCACUACUGGCAUCUGGAGUACAGAGCUUUGAUCCCAAAAUGAUGUUGAAAGCCAUGCUGGAUGCGGCUGUCAACUGGAUAAAGGCGGGACUACCCAUGUCCUGCCUGAAGCUGGUGGUAUUUGCCCACCGUCCUGACGAAAUUAACCUUGAGAAACAUGAACUGUGGAACGUAUUUGAGAGCAUGAAGAAGAAGUAUGAGACAGUUACGAUGAUGCCAGAGGAGCCCCAGAUCAGGUAUGACAUCUAUCUGUCCUACUCCAUAGAAGAUGAAGACAAAGUCAAGCAGAUAGAGGGAGUGCUGAAGGAAGAAAAGAAAGAUAUCCGUAUAUUUUCUCAGGUGCAGGCGCUCCGUGAGGACCAGGUUUGGCAGCAGGAGAUCUACGAGGUCAUGAUAACCUGUGUAAGAGUGGUGACAUUCUUGAGUCCAGCCUUUCUGGCAUCUCCAGAAUGUUUGGAGAAGUACAACCUGGCCGUCUGCUGCAACAGGAAGACAGCACGCCACCUGUUGGCUCCUUUCUACAUUGAGUCCAUACCAACCUUCCCCACGUACAUGUGCCUGGUGCAGUAUAUGGAUUUCAGCCUGGUGCAGUAUAUGGACUUCAGGACCAUUGACACCAAGCCUCAGAGUGUGGUCCAAGGCUGUAAAACAUUUGUCAGUCUCCUCUCAGCAAAGGAUAUCACAGGGCAGCAAAACCACCAGCAAGCCCAUACUAAUUACGAUUACGAUGUGUUCAUCUCCUAUUCCCACAAGAACACAGACAAAGCCAACUUUUUCUUGAACACCCUCACAAGACUGAAUCCUCAUCUGAGAAUAUUUUAUGACAGGAACGAACUAAAAGCCGGCACAUCAUGGCAGCAGAUGUUGUAUCACUCAGUGGAUGGGUCAAAGUGUGUCAUUGCUCUGUUCUCUCCCACCUACCUCAGCUCAGCCGUGUGUACAGAAGAGUACAACCUGGCCUUGUUAAAACAUAUGGGAGAGACAUUUGACGGCCAGCUGAUCCCUGUACUCAUUGAACCAGUUGGAGAGGUCCCAAAGACCCACAGUUCUGUAAAGGCAAUAGAUGCUAUGGGCGACGCUUUCCAAUCUGUUGCCGUAGCAAUAUGCAAAUCAGUUGUGUCAUGGCUAAAGACAGAGGAAAUGAAUGAUCUGGUCUUCAACAAAGUGCCAGUGUCACUUAAUGUUUCAAAGAUACUUGAGACGCGCAGACUGCACUACUUCAAGGAAAGACUAGAACUUUUUAACAAUCAAACAAAGGCUAAAUAUAAUGAGAAAAGUGAGCAACCACAGUCAGAUUCCAAAGAAAAUGUCCCACCUAAGGCAGAAAAAACAUCGCCUGAGGAUGCUACAGCUGUGGGGAUAGAUGUGGCGCUCAGUUAUACUGAAUCUGAGGAGCAAUAUGGGCAAGCAUUGAAAAAGAUGCUGCACCUGAAGGCGCCUUGGGUCAAGGUCAGUAAAAAGAGCCAAUCAAAAGCUGAAGGCAGUGCAAGUGCGGAACUGACAGCCAUUGACUCUGCCAAAGUCGUCGUAACCUUUUUAUCACCUUCUUAUCUCGAAUCCAGCAUCCAAGUGGAAGAACUCCAGCUUGCUUUGUUCCGUCAAAGAGCAGCCAAAGAAGCUCAUAUUCUAUAUCCGAUCCAUAUUUUACCAUUACCCAGGAAGCCAUGCUAUCUUCAUGUUGUGCCGUGUGAGCUUGCGCUGUACGAUUUACUUUGGCGAAACCAGCUUGAAAAGAAAAUGAAAAGGAAUGACUAUGGUAUGAUUGAUUGGGAUGCCUCUGUUCCGUACUUUGGCCUUGACCUUCAGACGGUGGAGAGAUACGUGAAGGGCAAGAACCCACUGAAGAGAGUCGCAGAUGAAGAAAUGCUGGCUCUUUCCCUGGCCUGUAAUGACAUUGUUGACACACUGUCACAAAAGAG
Molecule: messenger RNA, 2436 nt
Organism: Lingula anatina
Lineage: Eukaryota; Metazoa; Brachiopoda; Lingulata; Lingulida; Lingulidae
Biological process (GO): signal transduction
Source: RefSeq, a predicted model, not a curated record